Molecule: messenger RNA, 891 nt
Organism: Gongylonema pulchrum
Lineage: Eukaryota; Metazoa; Nematoda; Chromadorea; Rhabditida; Gongylonematidae
Source: the annotation of a GenBank genome assembly
AUGUGCCAUGGAGCAUCGUUUCGCUGCGCGGCGUCCGAGAGCGCGCUUCUCUUCGCUGUGCUGCUGAUUUAUGCGGCGGCUGCAAUUGGUGCUCAUUAUAAAAUGCUCGAUUUUGCGUUUCAGGUGUCAUUUGGCGGAUUGCGCAGCAGCAGCAGCAGCAGUAUGGCACCGCCUGCGGGACAGUCCAGCAGUCAACCGUUGCCGUCCAAAGAGCUGACACUUUUCCGCAAAAAGCAUUACGAGCACAAGCAGUACAAGAAUGGCUUGCGAUGCGCCAAGAUGAUCCUGUCGAAUCCACAGUUCAGCGAGCAUGGAGAAACGCUGGCAAUGAAAGGCCUGAUACUGAACUGCAUGGGAAAACACGAGGAAGCACAGGAUUGUGUCAAACGUGGCCUGAAGGCUAGUUCAGCGGAUCUUCGAUCGCACGUCUGUUGGCAUGUGUUUGGCCUGGUACAGCGUAGCGAGAAAAAGUACGAUGAAGCGAUGAAGGCUUACAAGCAGGCAUUGCGACUCGACAGCGAUAAUAUGCAAAUACUCAGGGAUCUGUCGUUGUUGCAAAUACAAAUGCGAGAUUUAGACGGGUAUCGCGGUGGGCCGGAGUACGAUUUCGAGCAGAGCGAGUUGAUCCUCUAUCAGAACAUGAUAUUGCGUGAAUCUGGGCAGUUGGAAUUGGCGCUAAGCAAACUUGAAGAGAAUGCUUCGCAAAUCGUUGACCGGGUCACUUAUAUGGAAACACGAGGUGAGCUGCUGAUGGCCUUGGAUGAUAAGAAGGCUGCGGAGCAGACCUACUGGCAACUAAUAUCAAGGAAUCCAGAAAAUCUCAUGUAUUAUAAGCAGGUGGAGAAGUGUCGAGGUUUAGGUACGGUGUUUUGCUAUUCAUGCUCAUCAUAG